AUGACAUUCCCAUACAAGCACGUUUUGCUCGUUGGAGCUACAUCGGGGAUCGGUAGAGCGGUGGCUGAUCGUCUGAUCCAGGCUGGUAUCAAAGUGACUGCCGUAGGGCGACGGAAACAGCGUCUCGAAGAGUUCAUUGAAAAGCACGGCGAAGAAAAAGCUUCCGCGAUGGAUUACGAUGUCAGCGAUAUUAACGGGGCUCCCCGAUUCGCCGCAGACGCAACGGCUCAAUAUCCAGAUAUCGACUGUAUCUUCCUCAAUCCAGGCACGCAACGGAAAUACGACUUGACCGACCCCAAGGAUGGGGACUUGAGUGAUUUCAGAGCAGAAAUGGACGUCAAUUUCAUCAGCUACGUUGCUCUAACUCAGGCGUUUACUCCAUUCUUGAUGUCCAAGUCGACCCCAACAAGCUUUAUAUUUACAACAUCGCUUCUGGCUUUGGUGCCUGCACCAAGAAUCCCCGCCUACUCAGCCGCUAAAGCUGCUCUGAACGCCUUUUUGUACUGCCUGCGAGACCAGCUGAGAGAAUCAAGUAUCAAAGUGAUCGACUUGGCUCCACCCCUUGUGUCUACCGAAUUACACGAUUAUAUGGGCAUUGAGAAAGGACGCAGCAUGGGGAUACCAGUUGAGGGGUAUGCCGAACAUGUCUAUCAAGUAUUGGAAAACGGAAGCGACGAGGUUAUCGGUGGAGGCGUUGGACCCACGGAGGUCUUUCGAGAUCUGAAUGACAAGCGUCGCCAAGUCUUCGAUGAGGUCGUCCCAAUGCUUCGUGACGUAUGA
Molecule: messenger RNA, 780 nt
Organism: Penicillium hordei
Lineage: Eukaryota; Fungi; Ascomycota; Eurotiomycetes; Eurotiales; Aspergillaceae
Product: oxidoreductase, short-chain dehydrogenase/reductase family
Exons: 4
Coding region: 1-780 (259 amino acids)
Molecular function (GO): oxidoreductase activity
Source: RefSeq, a predicted model, not a curated record